UAUGAAUGUAUUUAGGCUAUUUAUGUUUUUGUGGACAUCAGACUUAAGGCUAGGCGAAUGUAUAGGCCUACAUGUGUUUGUACCCCUGAAAUAUGAAGAUCUAUUAGAUCUGAAUGCGCUUCCUCGAAAACACGCCGAACGCGUGAAGCCGCGCCGAUCACGUGUUCAAGUGAACGCACCCGACGCUCAUGACGCCAUCGCGUUUGACCGACCGUUCCCCGGAUGAAGCCGAGUCGUUAUGACAACGACCGUCGCGCAACAAACGCUUGAAGAGUUUGACUCAUGGACGCCGGAGCGAGCACGUACCUCAUAAGACCGAAUUAUAAAGACAAGUUUAAGGCAGAGGUGGCGAAAGAGUGUAUUGGAGAAGUCCUGAGGGAGCAGCUGUAUGCAGUGCAGUAUGAUCCUGAGGAAGCUCCCGCAUUAUCCAGAGCUUUAGCAGACUGCAUUAAAAACAAGCUGCGAGAUGUGGGCUUUGACAGAUACAAGCUCAUCGUGCAGGUGGUCAUUGGAGAGCAGCGUGGAGAGGGAGUCAAGAUGGCUGCACGCUGCUUGUGGGAUGCAGAUACAGACAGCUUUGCUCAAGAUAUAUUUAUGAAUGACAGCUUGUUCUGUGUGGCUGCUGCGUUUGGUGUAUAUUAUUACUGAAGACACACAGGAGAUGUGCUGAGGACCAAACAUUUGUAGUUGAUUUUACAGAAUUUUUUGUGAUAUUAUAAUUUUUUUUAUAUCAAUCGCAUCCAUGUUUGUUUGUCUGAAUACCUCGCUGUAUGUUUUUUUUUCCCUACAUUA
Molecule: messenger RNA, 792 nt
Organism: Sinocyclocheilus grahami
Lineage: Eukaryota; Metazoa; Chordata; Actinopteri; Cypriniformes; Cyprinidae
Product: tctex1 domain-containing protein 2-like
Exons: 5
Coding region: 283-648 (121 amino acids)
Biological process (GO): microtubule-based movement
Cellular component (GO): cytoplasm; cytoplasmic dynein complex
Molecular function (GO): dynein intermediate chain binding
Source: RefSeq, a predicted model, not a curated record